Messenger RNA from Gekko japonicus, 994 nucleotides. RefSeq names its product zinc finger, HIT-type containing 3 (gene ZNHIT3). Gene Ontology annotation, biological process: box C/D snoRNP assembly; snoRNA localization; maturation of LSU-rRNA from tricistronic rRNA transcript (SSU-rRNA, 5.8S rRNA, LSU-rRNA). The transcript has 5 exons. The record is from RefSeq and is a predicted model, not a curated record. NCBI's taxonomy places the organism in Eukaryota, Metazoa, Chordata, Lepidosauria, Squamata, Gekkonidae. Bases 69 to 551 code for a protein of 160 amino acids. Gene Ontology annotation, cellular component: pre-snoRNP complex; nucleus. Gene Ontology annotation, molecular function: protein binding.
AGGAGGGGGCGGAGGAAGCCGAGCGGCCGGCCUGGCAGAGCCCACGUGGAGCGACGCCAUCCGGAGCCAUGCAGGAGGCCCGGCGCUGCAGCGUGUGCGCGGAGGGGAGCCCGAACCCGGCCAAGUACCGCUGUCCGAGCUGCAGGGCCCGAUAUUGUUCGGUGCCUUGCUACAAGAAGCACAAAGAACAAUGCAUGCCAAAAGUAGAUCCAGUUCCACAGCCUGCAAGUACAGAAGUCUUGACGGGUGUUCAGAGGGAGAAAUCAUUAAACGCUGAAGCAAGUCCUUGGUCGGUGGGUGACAUUUUGACAGAAGAGGAGGAGGAAGAUAAGGUGCCUCUGGAGAGCUUCCAUCGCCUAAAGGACUCAGAAGAACUCCGAGGCCUUCUCCUCAACCCCCACCUCCGGCAACUGCUUCUAACCGUCGACCAGGCCGCGGACAAGAGCUCCCUCAUGAGGAAGUACAUGCAAGAGCCACUGUUUGUGGAGUUUGCCGACUGCUGCCUGCGGAUCGUUGAGCCGUCCGAGAAGGAGAAUGAGCUUCCGGAAUGAAAGCGGCCCAGGAGCGAGCAGCGAGAGGACGGGAGGUGGUUUGUGGGAGCACAGAAUGGCUCCCUUUAUUGACAAUGGCUAGAUUCUCAGUCCCGUUCUUCCGGAGAAGAUGUCACUGCUGGCUCUUGGGCCUGGGUUUGGGGGACAGGAGUGUUCAUGUACCAGAAGCAGUUCUUCUUUUGUGCUACAAAAUCCACCUUCCAGUUUAAGCUAUCUUGGAAAUGGUAUCUAAGAAGUGUUAGGUUUGUAACAUGUGGAAAACUCUGCUUCGUGAUUUAAAGUAGGGCUCCCCUACCUGCUUAAAACCCUGAUUUUACAUUUCACUGGAACUGUGGUGAAGUCAGACCUAACUCCGUCUAGUGGGCCCAGUCAAGCCAAAAUCGACUGCUUAUGGGUGAAAAUCAUCCACGGAUGUGUGGUGCGUGGCUUCUACCUCCAAAACC